Messenger RNA from Elgaria multicarinata webbii, 8585 nucleotides. It is a transcript of the gene LY75, whose product is annotated as lymphocyte antigen 75. Gene Ontology annotation, molecular function: signaling receptor activity. Gene Ontology annotation, cellular component: external side of plasma membrane. NCBI's taxonomy places the organism in Eukaryota, Metazoa, Chordata, Lepidosauria, Squamata, Anguidae. The record is from RefSeq and is a predicted model, not a curated record. Bases 274 to 5469 code for a protein of 1731 amino acids. The transcript is spliced from 35 exons.
CGCCGGCAACGCAUCAUUCGCGGCCUUCCUUCUGCUUGGCGACAACUUACUCUUCAGGAGAGGAAAAAGGCGUGAUUGGUCCCGAAGUCUUCACCAAUCGGUUGCGCUCAAGCGGUCGUCGGCAUCGGAGAUCGCACAGCGGGGAAUGUAACUAAGAGCCUGGGAAGCGCCCGAGGGCUCCUUGGGGAAUCUCUUUGGAAAGGCAAAGCCUGGAUCGCGGCCGCCGUCCCGCCUCUGGUCGCUACUGCAACUUUCCCCAUCGGCUGCCGGAGGAUGAGGAGGACGCCGCGGCGCUUCCUUUCCACCUGCUGGGUGGCUGUGCUGGGCGCCGCCACCCUGUGCUGCUGGGCGCGCCUGGUGGCCUCUUCAGAAAAUACUGCCUUCACCAUCCGCCAUGAAGAAGCCAAUAAGUGCAUCCAAGUUAAAAACCAGCAGAUAAUAGCAGGAGAUUGCCAAGAGACAAAAGAGAACUUAUGGACGUGGGUCUCCAAACAUCGCCUUUUUAAUUUGGGAUCCCAAAAGUGCCUUGGAUUGGAUACCACCAAAUCCCAGAAUUCCUUGAAAAUAGUGAAUUGUGACUCAGACAUUACACUGUGGUGGCGAUGUGCUGAUGCCUCAAUACUUACUGAAUCUGAGAAGAAGCUGACCUUAAAGAAUGGAAUUGUGUCUACAAGCAUAGACUCUUCCGAUAUCUGGCGAAGAAGCAAUUCCAGCGAUUUUAUUUGUAAACUUCCAUACCAUGUGAUUUAUACUAGGGAUGGGAAUUCCAAUGGAAAGUCAUGUGAGUUCCCUUUCCUGAUGAAUAAGACUUGGCAUCAUGACUGCAUACGUAAUGAAAUGUUCAAGGAUGGUGAAUGGUGUUCCACAACAUCCAAUUUUGAUCGAGAUGGAAAAUGGGGUGUCUGCUUAAAACAAGAGGAGGGUUGUCAAAAUACAUGGGAGUAUGAUGCAGUUUCUGGAAGCUGCUACCAGAUAAAUACACAGGCUCCCCUUUCCUGGAAAGCAGCAUAUGUAUCAUGUCAGAGACAAGGUGGAGAUUUGCUGAGCAUCACUAGUGCAUCUGAGUUACACUACUUUCAAGCUAAUGAAGACGUUGCAGACAUGUUUUGGAUUGGAUUAAACCAACUGGAUAAUUUUGGAGGCUGGCAGUGGUCAGAUCAUACACCAUUGAACUUCGUUAGUUGGAGUCCAGAGAUGCAGGAUUCAUCUCCACUAGAUGGAACUGACUGUGUAACUAUGAAUGCUGACGAUGGUGACUGGAAGAGUUAUGCUUGUGAAACUGUACUUCCUUAUGUCUGUAAGAAACCAUUCAACAGUACUAAGCCAGUGUUUCCAGAAGUUCAGAACUAUGCGGAGACCGAGUGUGAAUCUAGCUGGUUUCCUCACAAUGGAUUUUGCUAUAUGCCAAUGAACACCUCUGCUUCCUGGAAAGCUGCAUAUCACUCGUGCAAUGCAAGCAAUAGCAACCUAAUGAGCAUACAUUCCUUAGCAGAUGUUGAGUUAGUUGUUACAAAACUCCAUAAAGAAACAAAAGACAAAGUGUGGACAGGGUUCAUGAAUGAGGAUGCUCCAGCCUUGUUUAAGUGGUCCGAUGGUUCCAAAGUGGUGUUUACUUUCUGGGAUCAGAAUGAGCCCAAAAUCCCUUUCAACAGCACUUCCAACUGUGUAGCCUAUUCAGGACAGUUGGGUCGAUGGAAUGUCUUACCUUGUGAUGAAAAACUUAAAUAUGUAUGCAUGAAAAAAGGAAAGGUUUUGGAUGAGUCAAAAUCUGGUAAAGAUUGUCCUUCAAAAGGGGAAUGGAAGAAGCAUGGAGAUUUUUGUUACCAUAUUGAAGCAAAUGAAGUAUCAUUUGGGAAAAUAUGCAAUCUCACUAUAACAAACAGAUUUGAACAAGAAUUCAUAAACAGUUUGAUUAGAAAGCACAGCAAAACUGAAGGAAAGUACUUCUGGACUGGCUUGCAAGAUGCCGAUUCUUCAGGAGAGUAUACUUGGGGAACUGUCGAUGGAAAUACUGAAAUGUUAACAUACACAAACUGGGGAAGUUUUCAACCAGACCUGCGUGGAGGAUGUGUGGCUAUGUCAAGUGGAGUGAAUCUUGGAAAAUGGGAAGUCAAGAAUUGCAAAGCAUUUAAAGCUUACUCUAUUUGCAAGAAAUACAUUGGGCCAAAAAGAACACCAGAUGCACCCCCUAAAGUCACUGACCCUUGCCCUGAAGGGUGGCACAGAGGAUCAGGUCUUGCCUGUUAUAAGUUCUUUCAUAAGGAAAGAGUGCUGAGAACCAGAACAUGGGAAGAAGCAGAGAGAUUUUGUGAGGCUCUGGGAGGACAUCUUCCUAGUUUUAGCCACUUAGAUGAGAUGAAGGAGUUCCAUACGAUACUGAGAGAAAUCAUCAGUGAUGACAGAUGGGUCUGGGUUGGGCUGAAUAAGAGGAAUCCAGAAUCUCUAGGAUCGUGGCAGUGGAGUGACAAUAAGCCUAUGUCUACUGCUGUAAUGCCGCCUGAUUUUAGAGAAGAUGAUUACGAAACUAGAGACUGUGCAGCCAUCAAGACUCUUAGAGCAAUACGGCGAUCAGUGUGGUCUUUUUAUAAUUUUGAUGGCAGAGAAGAGGAUUUCUACUUAAAACCUUUCCAUUGUGAUGCAAAACUUGAAUGGGUAUGCCAGAUCACUAAAGGAAGUACUCUGAACAUACCAGAAUGGUAUAAACCAGAUGAAGUUGGAAUUCAUGGGCCAGCACUGAAUAUUGAUGGGUCUGAAUUCUGGUUUGUGCCAAAUAAGAACUUGAGCUAUCAAGAAGCAGCUGCAUACUGUGCUAAGAAUGGAAGUGACUUGGCUUCUGUGACCUCUUUCAUAGCACUAACGGGAAUUCUGAACAGAAUAGCAAAUUUAUCAAAUGAGAAGCAGAGUUGGUGGCUGAAAUACAUACCUCCUGCACGCUAUCAUUCAUUUUAUUCAGUGUUUUCAUACUAUCGUGAACGACACUUCAGGGAUUGUUGGCAUGUUUCUUAUCAAAGCUGGUACAGAGACAACACAAUAAGCUGCACUACGAAACUCCCUUUCAUUUGUGAGAAAUACAAUACAUCGCUAUUGGAGACUCAUGAUCCCAGUUAUAAACCACCUCAGGGAAAAUGCCCUAAAAACUGGCAUGUAUUUCUGGAUAAGUGUUUUCAACUGGUGCCUCCUCGGGAUUUAAAUUUUAAAGAAGCAAAUGAACAUUGUCAGUCGUUUCAGGGCUUCCUUCCGUCAAUCAAAACCCAAGCCGAACAAGAUUUUAUAACAUCCUUGCUUCCUGAACUGCCUCAAAAUAUUUGGAUUGGUUUGCGCUUUCAGGUUCACACACGUGAAAACAAGUGGGGAGAUGGCAGUGCCUUAGAAUACAGCAAUUUCCACCCAUUGCUUCAAGGAAGGCUAAGGAAGAUUGAACUUGAUUUAUUUGAUGAGGAAGCGAACAACCAGUGUGGUGUUUUGCUCAACAAUCCCAAGUCAUCCUAUAUUGGAACUUGGAAUUUCACAUCAUGUGCUGAUACCAAGACUGUUGCCAUAUGCCAAAUGAAUCCAGAGGGUGUAGAAAACCAGACACAGCAAGUGCUUAAUGUCACUGAGAAAUAUCUAAAUGUCACAUACACCAUAAUUCUGAAGAACCUGACGUGGUUCGCUGCACACCAGGAGUGCCUGCAGAAUAAUAUGCAGCUGGUUAGCAUCACAGAACAAUACCAGCAAGCUUUCCUCGCUGCUCGGGCUGCCAGUCAUGAUUACCCACUGUGGAUUGGUCUCUCCAGCGAAGACGAUGGAAUACAUUACCACUGGUCUGAUAAAAAACAUAUUAGUUUCAGUCACUGGUCCGAAGAAGAUGGAGAUUUACUUGACAGUUGUGUAUAUUUGGAUACCGAUGGAUUCUGGAAAACAGCUGAUUGUAACACAGAAAAACCAGGAACAGUUUGCUACUUGCCAGGAAAUGAAACUACAAAAUCAGAAGUACAUUAUGACUCUAUUAAAUGUCCACAUAAGAUCAAGAAUACACCAUGGAUAGCUUUUCAGAACAGUUGUUACACGUUCAUAAUAACAAAAGAUAGAUGGAAAGGACUGAAAUCGGAUGAAGCUCACCACUUAUGUAGGAUGAUGAAUCCAAAUGCCUAUCUCUUGAAUAUCAGAAAUGAAGAUGAAAAUGAUUUUGUUGUUGAGCACCUUAACACUUUCAGCGGCCUGGCCCAGUGGCUGUGGUUGGGUCUGAUUUAUGGGGCUGAUGAUAACGUUCUAAAGUGGUCUGAUGAUACACACCUUUCAUACAAUAACUGGAGAAUGGGAAGACCUUAUAUAAAGAACAAUCAUUUUGUUGCUGGUGUUAGCCUGGAUGGUUUUUGGGAUAUCUACAAUCACGCUGAUACUUGGGUACCCCUUCAAUUCAGUUUACACAGUGUCCUUGUCUGUAAAAUAGAAAUGGAGCCCAAAGAGAACAAACCACCACUGCCUACGAUAAUACCCUAUAAAAACACCACAUACUGGAUUCUUCAAAAACAGCUCAGUUGGUACGAAGCAUGGAGUGAAUGCAAACAAAAUGGAAGAGAUUUAGCCAGCAUACACAGUGAAUCAGAACAAAUAUUUCUAGAAGAUGUUGUAAAGAGGGAUGGAUUUCCACUGUGGAUUGGUUUAUCCAGUCAUAACGGAAGUGAUUCUGAUUUUGAGUGGUCUGACAGAAGCCCAUUUGACUACCACCCUUGGGAAGAAGAGCAUUCACAUCCCCCUGGAAAUUGUUUUGUCCUGAACACUAAUGGAUUCUGGAAUCGUAUGGAAUGCACACGUCGUGUUGAUGGUGCUGUUUGCAACUCCCCUUCAAUGAAAAUGCACUCAAAGCAAACUGAAACUGCGACAAAAUGUCCACGUCGUACUGGUGGAUCAUCACAGUGGAUACAAUAUAAAGAUCAUUGCUACGCAUUUGAUAUGGAAUUUUACAAUUUCUCGGCAUAUUCUGUGGAUACUGCCAAAGAAGUCUGCAAGAAGCUUGAUCCUUCGGCAACACUUUUGACUAUCAAGGAUGCAGAGGAAAACAAGUUUGUGAGUACGCACUUAAAAGAAUAUUCUUUCUUCACUGGAAGAGUGUGGCUUGGAAUGCAGCAAAAGGCUCAGUCCUUGAACUGGCUUGAUGGCUCAGCAGUUAAUUACACUAACUGGGCAAAGGGAAAUGAAAAUGCUAAUGGUGAAUGCAGUGUUAUCUUUGCAACAAAUGGAACCUGGUCCAAGAUGGAGUGCAAGAAUGGCCCAAGCAGAGUUGUGUGCAAAGCUCCUCAAGUUACUAGUCAAAUGGGAGGGGCAAUAGCUGUUGCUGUUUUAAUUAUUGUGGGCCUCCUUGGUGGAUUGAUAUGGUUCCUGUAUAAAAAGAAACGACUUCACUGGGGUGGAUUCUCUUCAGUACGCUAUGAACGAGGGAUGUAUGAAGACGAAACUGAUACCAUGUUUACUAGAGAUGGUGACUGAAGAACCGUUCCUGCUGGUUUUAUUUAAACGUUUUCUGAAAUGGGCUAUUUUGGCAUCUUUUUAUAGGUUUUGCUUUGGCAAACCUAUACCAAUCAUCCUAAGUAGCGGGUAAAUUCUGACCUCUGGGUACUAUAUCUGUUUUUGUUCACUGUUCAUGGUUUCUUAACAGCAAACCCUUUCCCCCAAAUUUAAGAGAAAAAUGUGCCUAAUCUGCCUCAGCAACUAUUUAAACUCCAGUCAAAUAUGCACUUUCCUUGGUCUUUAAGAUUUGCACAUGCCUUGAGGUAUGGUGCAUGGUAUGAUCCUGAUGUUGAGAUUGGGACAUGCACCAUCUACCCAUGUGAAGUACAAUAGUAGACACCCAGAGAAUUGUUUGAAAUGUAAUUUAUUGAAUGCAAAAUCUAUAAUGUGACAGCUUGUAAUAUUAAACACACUCCAUUUUACUUAAGUUCUAAUGGGUACAGAGUUGUUGUUGUUGUUUAAAGCCUUCUGUUGAAAUGAUGGCCUUUUUCAAUUAAAAACUCCAAAGAUUCCUUCCAUCUUGGUCAAAGAUAGAAUUUUCACUUUGGUUCAGAGUUUUUAAUUAUCCUUAAAGCUUGACUCCUUAUUUUUAGUUGUUUUUAAUUACAACUACAAAAGUAUAACAAUUUACCAGACUGCAUUUUUCACAGGUUUUUAAAUUGAAUAAGCCAUAUACAUUAGAUAUGAAAGGAACAAGAAAAGCAGAAAUCAAGAGCUAAAUGAAAGGUUCAGACACCUAGCGUAAAUAGUUCUAUUAACUACCCCUGGAUUAGUGAGUGGAAGCUAGAGAAAGAUAAAUUGUGCUGCAUGUUGAGAAUGUUUGACAUUUGUGCUUAUUCUUAUUACUUUUGCCGUACUUGGGUGGUCCAAAAGAGAUACUAGCCUUUUCUUUUAAUAUAUUAAAUACAUUGACUGGAAACUAAAUAGGCUCAGGUCAAAACAUUUCCAUUAUGCUCAUAUUAGAGCUUCCAUAAUUUUUCCUCUGAUUACAGCUCCUUGCACUACAUUGGAUUGGAUGAUUUCCCUCCCUUUCCAUGCUGUUACAGAUCCUUUGUAUUAUUCUUUGCUAUUAUGAAGGAAAUCACCUGAUUUCAUGUGGUGAGGUUCUGUGCCCGAACUACUCAACAUGUGGUGACAUGGAGCAAUUUAAACCAGCCUCCACAUUGUGGUUACACAGUGUCACUCAACCAUUAGUGAGGUUUAGAAUUAUAUACGCUGCUUAUAACUUGAAGUGGAACACUACCAUUUUCUCUUAUUUCAAGUCAACAUAAAGAACAGUCUUCAUUCUUACUGUAAUUCCCUUCAUAUAACAAGAAUACACCCGGGAAAUACUUAACCAAGUGUUCUAAUACUACUGAUUUUUUUUUUUUAAGAAAUGCUGUCAAAGAUAAUAGUAAAAAAAAAGAUUAGUUUACUGCUAAGUUAACUCAUUAAAAGGUGGUGGAUGUGCAUAUUUUGAACUGUCUUGAUACGCAGACUGAUAAAUUAUGGCUUUUAAAUACUGUGCCCAUGAUCCAGAGUCCCACAUAGGCAGGAGCUUCCCAUUUCAUACAUGAGCGGAAAUGCGCUUUGCAUGCAGUUAGAAAAGAAAUGCACUCUGCAUACAUGUCAGAUUUCUUCUCCUUUUUUCAAAGCUAGAACAUUUUACAUGAUAAUAUAUACACAAAUAAGCCCUUGUCUGUAGUUCUUCCGGACUGGUAUCAAUCUCUCUUCCUGCUUUUAAUCUCUCUUCUUUUCUUGGGGUCUUUCUGUAUGAUCAUUUAAAAUAUGCCACUUUUGCAUUUUAGCCAUUGCAGGAUAUUCCCACAACUAACUUUUCAGUGACAAAUAGUACAAUAAUCUGUAUGUGCAUAAUAAGGGAAGGGGAGGAGCUGUGAGAGGAGCAGUAGUUGUCCAACUUGGAUACAUGUGUGCUCCAGAUCAGAACUCGUAAGUGACCAAAUAAAAAUCCCAAACUAAAAUGAAAGCUUCACAAAAUGGAAGAAGUAUGGAGAGGGCAGAGACAUACCUGAACUCUACCUAUGUCACAAACAUAAUCCAAGAGCUGCCCAUGACACUUGCACAACAGCAUCACACAUAGGAGUUGCAUGGAUUGUAUCCAAUGUUAGUCUUAUUUAAGUAUCAUUCAUUUGAAUGGGUGUACUCUGAGUAGGAUUAACAUUAGUACAACGUAGUAGCUGUGUGUUAGCUGGGGACAGCACUGGAGUUACCAAGGUACCAAAUAUUGUUCUUUGAAUAGUUGGAAAUUAUGGUAACCUUCCAACAAAUGUGCUUCUCCCAAGGGACUGUGAGCAAGCAGUGGGUAAAAGAAUGUUUAUUGUGCAAAAACUGCAGGAAGGUCCAUAAUGUAGUGCCUAUAAGAGUAGCCCAGGUGGGACUGCUGAAUAAUAGUGUUGCACAUGUAUAUAUAUCCACAGUCAGAGAAAAAUGCACUUUGCCUUUGUUGAAAGCAUGCUUUAGAUAACUGAAAUGCCCUUACACUGCAGCAGAAUGUGGAAUUUUACCCCAUGCAUUGCUCUUUUGUGGAUGCAGUAGCAACCAAGGUUUGGGGUAAUUUUCAAUUCUCUAAAUAGAUGUGCUCAACAUUACUGAAUUUAUGACUAUUUGCACUCAUGAGCUUAUUUUGAUGUGAAUCUACAAAGUUUAUUUUAAAUAUAUUAUCAGGAUUGUUCAAUUAUGCAAGGUAUAGAUAAAUAUGAACAAAAAACUCCAGUGUUUCUAUAAUAUGUUUAUUUGUAUAAUAUUCUGAAAGAUAUAAAUUUUGUAAAUGAUGUUUUUAAUUGUGUGGAGUUUGUGUGGGUGCCCCCCACCAAAAACAGUUCUUGAACAUGUUGCGAAAUGUCAUGUGAAUUAAUACAAAUGCCUUACUAUAUCUAAUUAGCUCUAUCGUUGAGAGUUCACAACAAAGCCUACCUGUGGUAUUAGAAAUAGCAAUAGAUUUAUAGAAAGUUUCAAGGGUUGUUGCUAAGUAAGAUUUGUAUUUGAGAGAAAAUUAAGUUUACUUGAUCCUUUUCACCUUAUUAAAAUGUUUUUGUAUUCAGUAUUUAAAGAAAUCAAAAAAAUGUCAAUGUUAAUAAAGCUAAAAAAGACUUGUA